Molecule: messenger RNA, 533 nt
Organism: Nanorana parkeri
Lineage: Eukaryota; Metazoa; Chordata; Amphibia; Anura; Dicroglossidae
Gene: ACOT13
Product: acyl-CoA thioesterase 13
Exons: 3
Coding region: 43-468 (141 amino acids)
Molecular function (GO): fatty acyl-CoA hydrolase activity
Source: RefSeq, a predicted model, not a curated record
ACUUUGCAGAGGUGACCUGCUGUCACUUUGUGUCUAACAGUCAUGGGCUCCAUGGGUUUGAAUGCAUUGAGGACGAUUAUGAAAGGGUUAAGUGAAGGCCCCGGCUUUGACAGAGUGCUGAAUAAGCUGCAACUUAUAUCUGCAAGUCCUGGAAAGCUGGUUUGUGAAAUGAAAGUUGACGAGGAUCACACAAACCGUGGUGGUACAUUACAUGGAGGCCUAACUGCUACCUUGGUUGAUGUAGUUUCCACAGUUGCCCUGUUAAACACAGACAGAGGAGCUCCAGGUGUUAGUGUGGACAUGAAUAUUACGUAUAUGAAUGCUGCUAAAAUUGGGGAAUCGGUACUCAUCACCGCACAGAUUCUGAAGCAAGGAAGAAGCUUGGCCUUUGCAACUGUAGAUUUAGUAAAUAAAGAAACUGGAAAAAUAAUAGCACAAGGAAGACAUACAAAACAUCUAGGGCAAUAGAAGUUUAAUGGAGUAAUAUGUUUGUGCUUUGAUGGAAGAUUUUGUAACCUUUCUAAGUUAGGGGA